UCAGUGAAGAAUGGGAGCACCUCAUUUCUGAACUGUGGCACGGUAGUAUACAUAGGCUGGCGCACUCGGACAACACUGCCUCGGCAGUGCAUUUUUGGGGGGUCAGGCAUAUUUACCUCAGCCCAGAUGGAAUUACGGCGGCACCCGAGGAGCCUUCGUCGAAAAGGUUACAAAGUACGAUGGAUCCGGUGAAGGUUCUCAUUUUUGGAAGCAUAGCCACAGCUGAAGACUUCGAGAACGAUGACCUCUUCGUACACUACUUCUUUCACCUGGAAAACGGUUGGACUUCGUCGUGCCCGCUGUUCGGCGUGACGCAGUGUUCCCGAACCAAGUCCAAAGGACGCGCGGAGGUGGCGCACUUUUCUCACCCGUUCGAGCUCGAGUUGGAGAACACAGCGGGCACAGACCAGGAAGCGUUUGCAGCGGUCGGCCGGCUGUUCAUCGAGGUGCUGUCUUUGGACUGCUGGAGCAGGCUGCGCGUGGAAGGCUACGCAUACUGCGACCUACUCGCAAUCCCCGGCCAGAGGGAGCUGUCCCUGCUGACCUGGCGACCACUGUCCCGUAGCCUGGUCUCGCGCAUGCGCAGGUUCUUCACGGGCGGAGACCCCCCUAUGGAAGACCUCUGCGUCGUGGGCCCGCCUCCCGGAGUUGCCGCCCCCUCCGGACAAAACGGGGGCGCACCUGAACGGAGCAAGCGGAUGAGCCGGUACUCGCUGCUCACGGAAUCCAGCGGAUCUGUCAAGGUGCUGCUGAACGUCGUGCGCCAGACCACGUUCAAAGCCAGGGAGGCCGAGAUAGCAAGACGAGUUUUAGGGUCGAUCGGACGGCAGGUGAGCGAGUCGAGCAUCACUGCUGUGCUGGCGUCGUUUCACCGGGCCAGAAGCAGGAUGCUGGCAGCGCGUGCCAGGCACACAGCCCUGGCCCAGACCUGAAUGCUUCUCUACUGCUGCUAUCACCACUACAGAACACGCAAGCUCUCGUGGAAACGGUGACAAUGUAGCACGCAGCUUGUAAAAUUAAACUCCAGCCCAUCUGCAGAUUAAUACGUCAAUAAAUAAAUCCGAUAAAAAGUUGAAUGUCAUUAAAGUAUUUGACGUGAACGUGAGAAGAGAUUGUGUCCUCGAGUUUCUGCAU
Rhipicephalus sanguineus (brown dog tick) is the source of this 1134-nucleotide messenger RNA. RefSeq names its product Meckel syndrome type 1 protein. The transcript is spliced from 10 exons. Lineage: Eukaryota; Metazoa; Arthropoda; Arachnida; Ixodida; Ixodidae. Gene Ontology annotation, biological process: cilium assembly. The record is from RefSeq and is a predicted model, not a curated record. Gene Ontology annotation, cellular component: MKS complex. The coding region runs from base 180 to 932 and encodes 250 amino acids.